GAUGACAAAACAAGUUUUAAACUGAUUAAGAGGGUAUUAUUUCAGGUUUUUAUUGUUUACUGUGUUUUAGUUUAUCUAACAUACAUUUUUCAUGUGAUAAAUAAACAAAUCAAAUGAAAUGUACAAACUUUCCUUUUAAAUAAUUUGUCUUUCUGGUGCAACUAGGAAAGGAUUUGGUUUUAAUUUACAUUAUUUAAAAUUUUACAGUUUUUGAAGAUGAUUCAGGUGUUAGACCCAAACACUGUUUUAAACUGUAAAUAUUUGGUUUCCUUAUUAGCUCUAAUGUAGAUAAAUCAGCAGACAAGCACCUGCCUAUCCAUAAAUCCAUAUUUGCCAUAUUUAAAUUUACGUGUUCACAGUACAGUGAACAAAAACUUUUCUUUCAAGAUUCCAGUCAAGUCACUCACAGUAUGUCUGAUGCAUUUUUAAAAUGACUUAACAUGAAUAAACUGCCAUGUGUUGUAAUGUUAGACAUGUUGAUCUUUUUUAAGUGCUGGAUUCAAGCAGAGAGCAGUCAUGCCGUCUGAUUUAGAGCAGGCCAUGGAGUCCAUGAUCAUGGUUUUUCAUCGGUACGCUGGAAAAGAGGGGUCCAGCGGCACCCUGACCCGCCGUGAACUCCGAACUCUGAUGGAGAACGAGCUUUCUGGGUUUAUAAAGUCUCAGAAGGACCCGACUAUAGUAGACAGAAUAAUGAAGGAUCUGGAUGCCAACAGAGAUGGAGAGGUGAACUUUGAAGAGUUUGUGUCUUUAGUGUUGGGUUUAUCCAUUGCCUGUGAAGAAUCCUACAGGAUGCGAUUAAAGAAGACGCAAAGCUGGAAAUGAAUAGAGAGCAUUAUAAAGAAGAUGAUUUUAUCAUCUAUUAAAAUGUUUGAUUGUGUACAUUUUUUCUUAAGAGUUUUUGUUGAUCCGUAUGCUUGAAUGAGAAUGGAAGGACCAUAAAUAUAAUUCCUUCACUGCUGGGUUAAAGUACACUGGGUGUGUCUGAUAAGAGAUUAUUGGCUUGUUCUUUGUACUUCACACGGUACUCUGAGGAAAUGGGAAUGUUUUAAUAAUUUUCCUUUUUAAAUUAUAUUUUAGGCCUGAUAGGUGGAGAAAUUCAUAUUCAGCUAUUUAUGUUUAUUUGUUGUCCUACAAUAUUACUGUUUUUUUACACUUGGGUGUGUAGCAAACCUCUGUUAAUGGUUACAGUGCAAACACAUAGCUGAUGGGUUAUUAACAGGGUGGUGGGCAGAUAGAAAAGUUAGGGGUGUGUGAUUGUAAAACACACACUGAACCAUUUACAUCUCAUAAACAGCAAUGUUUAUGAUUGACCAUAGCCAUAAUACAUGAUGUUCAUAAAAGUGCACCUAUUUCAUUGCUAAAAAAACAAAGUUAUGUUGUGUAUUUGGUAUAACACAAUGUGUGUGGUUUAUGGUUAAAAAAAAACAUUAUUUUCCACAUACCGUAUAUUUUUGAAGAAAAAUCUUCCUGAAAUGCACAGAUUUUGUAAAAACUCAUCAAUUUGAAAAGCUCUGUGUCCCUGACUGGCCAGCUAAUCUGUACAUUGUGAUUGGCCUGAAUACCUCUGACGUCAGCCGGAA
Molecule: messenger RNA, 1580 nt
Organism: Paramisgurnus dabryanus
Lineage: Eukaryota; Metazoa; Chordata; Actinopteri; Cypriniformes; Cobitidae
Source: RefSeq, a predicted model, not a curated record